Onychostoma macrolepis is the source of this 2030-nucleotide messenger RNA. RefSeq names its product angiopoietin like 8 (gene angptl8). The transcript has 4 exons. NCBI's taxonomy places the organism in Eukaryota, Metazoa, Chordata, Actinopteri, Cypriniformes, Cyprinidae. The record is from RefSeq and is a predicted model, not a curated record. The coding region runs from base 189 to 755 and encodes 188 amino acids. Gene Ontology annotation, biological process: triglyceride homeostasis; regulation of lipid metabolic process.
UUCAAUACCACUAAACAUCUGUCUGACCAACAUAAGUCAAGGUCAUACAGCUGCAAGCAUAGCUCUGAUAGGCUCAUGUCUCAGCUGAUUUCCCAAUGUCCAACAUACACCGUCACUGCUUAUAAAAGCAGCAGCAUGUUUCCUCACACCUGCGGCAGUCACGGUUUGUUUUUUGAGAAGAGGACAGAAUGCAGGCAUCUUUAUGUGUGCUGUUUAUGGCUCUGUGCGUGAACGGGGUCUCCUCCUCUCCGCUGAGGUCUGUCCGAGCCGGGGAAAAGCUGGCCUCCACGGAUGACGUGAACAUCCUGAUGUACGGCGUGCUGCAGUUCACCGAAUCCCUGCACCACCUGUACCAGAGCACAGAGACCAGGCUGGCCCGCGUCAUGAAAGCCAUCAGCCGAACUGAGAGUGAGGUGAAGAGACUGGGGCACGACACGGAGGAGGCUGCUAAAAAUGAGCGACAGAUUAAAGAGAAACUCCAGCUCCUUCAGGCUCAGAUGAAAACGCUGGAGAUUCAGGUCCAUGAGAACAGAGACACAGUUACCAGAGUGGAGCUGGAAGAGGCACAGCUAAAGAAAAAACUAACCAGCCUGGAGGAAAACCUAAACAGCUCUGUCCCAGACAAGAUCAAGGGCACACCACUUAAAAGCAUCUCUAACCUAAAAGACCUGAUGACGUGGACACAAGAACAGAAACUGAAAUUGGAGAAUCAAAACCAGCAACUGGCUGAUUUACAGAAACGGAAUAUGGUGUAACCACUAAAAAUCACAUGCGAGGAGGAAGCGCAAUCAACUCUCAUCAACACUCCAUUCACGGCACUGCAAACGGAUCUCAUGUACUACAUGUUCAUAAAUAUGACACAUAUACCCACUUUGCCAGUCAUUUUAUAUGCACAUUGGGCCUCAUUCAUGAAGCCUUAACCAGAGUGAAUUUUUGUGAGACAUUUGUGAAAUGAUGCAUGAAAUUCCUGUGUUACAAAUAUUUAGCUACUUUUUUGUAGUGAAUAAUGUUUAUAAUAGCACAAAACAUAAUUAUCAUAAUAUAUAUAUGUAACUUAUAACUUAAUACUUUCUAACUUAUAACUGAAGGAAAAUAAAAGUUAUGUGUCGUCUUCUCUUUCUGUUUUGAAACAAUAUUAAUACGGCACAAAUUAAAAUGAUUUAGUUUUAAAUAAAUACUCACAUAAUUUAUAUUUUCAUAAUCAUUUAAAAAACUUCUCCACAGAUGAAUCAAUGCAGACAUAACCAUGGCUGAAUGGGUGGGCAAAUAUGAAACUACCCAAUAAUUUUGUCUAAAUGAAAGAAAAAAUGUCCCCAUUUAUUCUAUCUAACACAUAAGAAUAGAUAUAUUCCACACAAGGAAACCAGAUGGUGAUUUGACACAAGUUUGCAGUCAGUUAGUAUUUUUGAAAAGUCUCUUAUGCUCACUAAGGUUGCAUUUAUUUGAUAAGAAAUACAGUAAUAUGAAAUAUUAUUGCAAUUUAAAAUAAAUGCUCUCUAUUGUAAUAUAUUUUAAAAUGUAAUUUAUUCCUGUGAAUUUUCAGCAUCAUUACUUCAGUCUUCAGUAUGAUCCUUCAGAAAUCAUUCUAAUAUGCUGAUUCGCUGCCCAAGAAAAAUAUGUAAAAAAAAAAAAAUGAAGUGAUGAAUUAUUUCAGGAUUGUAUGAUUAAUAGAAACUUCAAAAUAACAGCAUUAAUUUGAAAUAGAUUUUUUUGGUAACAUAAAUGUCUUUACCAUUUCUUUUGAUCAAUUUAAUGCAUCCUUGCUGAAUAAAAGUACAAAUUUAUUUUUAAGCUUACUGACCCCAAACUUUUAAACGGUAGUGUGCGUAAACAUUUUUAUAGAAGUAUGAUGAGGGAUUUGGUGUCAAUUACAUUUUUUUUUAACACAAACAUGAAUGGGAUUUGUGAAUUUGUGUAGAGGGAAAUAUAACAAAAUGGAUAUCAUAUCAUAUCGACUAUCAUAUGAAUUCAGGCAACAUAGAUUGUAGUUUUAUGACACUCCAUGAUACCUAUAUUAGCUGCUCUUUGAC